AUGGCGCAACUUGAACCUCAAUACGCGGCGGAGGUUGAAGAUAUUAUUACGUCACCGCCGGAGGAGGACAAAUAUGGAAAGCUCAAGACGGAGCUGAUUAAGCGCCUUUCUGCGUCGCGGGAGAGGAAGGGUUUUAAGUACUGCCUCACCGCCAUUGACCGUUUUACGAGGUGGCCUGAGGCAAUCCCAAUACAGGACAUGACCGCCGAUACCGUCGCACAGGCUCUGCUACAUGGCUGGAUAGCUCGCUUCGGGUGCCCGGUGAGUAUCGUCACGGACAGAGGUCGCCAGUUCGAGUCUGCACUUUUUAAGAAGCUCUCCGAGCUGGCAGGGUUUGUACAUAAGCGUACCACAGCGUAUCAUCCUGCGUGUAAUGGCAUCGUGGAGCGUCUGCACCGCCAGCUAAAGGCCGCCAUUACGUGUCACGCCGGCAGCACAUGGGUUGAAUCACUCCCACUGGUGUUGUUAGGCGUAAGGAACGCCUUCAAAGAAGACCUCCAAGCCUCCUCUGCGGAGCUCGUCUACGGACAGCCCCUGCGAAUGCCUGGUGAAUUUUUCAACCCAGGUGCUGAUCCAUUUCCUGAUGUGACGGACUACUUGUCUCGGCUUCGCACGUUCACAAAGAACUUGCGCCCGACACCAGCUUCCCGUCACGUGAGUCAGCGUCGUACAUUUAUUUUCAACGACCUAGCAACGUCUUCUCAUGUAUUUCUCAGAGACGAUACUCUGUUCAAGUCGUUGAAGCCAGCUUACACGGGCCCCUAUAAGGUCCUUCAGAGAGGUCCAAAGGUAUUCACUCUGCUCAUAAAUGUGUUCGAGAAAUGGGCGUUAAGACUAUCUAGGGAGAAAGUUGAUGGAUCGAAACUGUUCGUGGAAUUGCCAACACCCAAAGACUUUAAAAAUUUCCAAGUGUCCUACGGAUUCAGGCACGGAAAGUCUACUGAAGACGCAGUAACUGAUCUCACAUCGCUUAUAGUAGAUAAUCUUGAUAAUAACAACAAGUGCUUGGCAGUCUUCCUAGACCUUAAGAAGGCUUUCGACACCGUCUCUGUCCCUAUUCUUCUACAAAAACUUGAGAAAAUUGGUGUAAGAGGCUCUGAAGUGUCAUAA
Molecule: messenger RNA, 1110 nt
Organism: Cydia strobilella
Lineage: Eukaryota; Metazoa; Arthropoda; Insecta; Lepidoptera; Tortricidae
Exons: 5
Coding region: 1-1110 (369 amino acids)
Biological process (GO): DNA integration
Molecular function (GO): nucleic acid binding
Source: RefSeq, a predicted model, not a curated record